CCUAGAUAUAUAAUCUACUAUCCUUCAAAAUCCAUAUCUAGUAUAUAAAAUCCUACCACGACGUCAUCAUCCAAAUGGAGUAGGAAUCCACCGGCUCCACACCUCGGAGGUUGGAGAUCUCCUGCCAAGAAAAAACGUUGAAUCCCCCAUGUGAGAUGGGUCACUUGUACUGUGUACUUUGUUCCAUUUUCAACCCUUCCACCUAUCCAGUCCAACUGUGACCCCUCAUCAUCAUGCCUUUGUCGGCCGUGGAUAUCAUCAACCAUUCCGCCUAUGACUCGGUGGAUUGGAAGCUGCCCCCGACCACGUCUGGCACCACUCCGGUGGCCCAGAACCGCCGCGGAGGCCCCUUCAAUCUGUACUACGAGACCCAUGGCAGCGGUCCGAUCAAGAUGGUCUGGAUAAUGGGCCUCAACGCAGUCGGCAAAGACUGGAAGCGCCAAACCAAAUACUUCGGCCACACGCACGGUGACAAGUACACCAGCCUCGUCUUCGACAACCGCGGCGUCGGCCGCACCGACAAGCCCACCACCUACUACUCCACCUCGGAAAUGGCCCAAGACGUAGUCGACCUGCUACACACCCUCAACUGGAUCGACACCUCCUCGUCCACACCCGCCCGCAGCAUCCACGUCGUCGGCGCCAGCAUGGGCGGCAUGAUCGCCCAAGAACUCGCAACGCUCAUCCCCUCCCACAUCGGCAGCCUCACGCUCUGCUGCACGGCUCCGCGACUCGUGCGCACGGUGCCCUUCAUGGAGUACCUGCGCGAGCGCGCAGCGAUGUUCAUCCCGAAGCACAUCGACGUGGAGCUGGAGCGGGUCUCGCACACGCUCUUCGGGGAGGAGUUCCUGUCGCGACCGGACACGGAGAACGAGGACCCGAAGCUGAACUUCCCGACGAAUCGCGACCGGUAUGCUGCGGGGCAGUUGCGUAAGCGGGCGGAUCCGGUCGCGUUUACGACCAAGGGGUUUCUGAUGCAGGUUGUCGCGUGCUACUUUCACAGUAAGUCUGCGGCACAACUCAAGGCGAUGGGGGAUGCGGUUGGGAGGGGGAGGAUUGCGGUUGUGCAUGGGACGGAGGAUCGGAUGUUGACGUUUAGGCAUGGGGAGAUGUUGCGCGAGGCGCUGGGGGAGGAGAUUACUUGGGUGGUGUAUGAGGGGAGUGGGCAUAUGUUGCCGUGGGAGAGGGAGAGGGAGUUUAAUUUGUUGGUGGAGGAGAUGGUGGAUCGUGAGGAGAGUAGGGAGUGAUGUAUACAUUUUACCCAAAUACUACGCUAUUACUUAUCAUGUACAUCUGGAGAGAGGGCUAGUCCUUCAGUACCCAGGUUAGAUCAUCACGCACAGCAAAG
Molecule: messenger RNA, 1348 nt
Organism: Aspergillus candidus
Lineage: Eukaryota; Fungi; Ascomycota; Eurotiomycetes; Eurotiales; Aspergillaceae
Product: alpha/beta fold hydrolase
Exons: 2
Coding region: 234-1247 (337 amino acids)
Source: RefSeq, a predicted model, not a curated record